Molecule: messenger RNA, 2390 nt
Organism: Amphiprion ocellaris (clown anemonefish)
Lineage: Eukaryota; Metazoa; Chordata; Actinopteri; Pomacentridae
Exons: 8
Coding region: 34-1077 (347 amino acids)
Biological process (GO): T cell costimulation; cell surface receptor signaling pathway; positive regulation of T cell proliferation
Cellular component (GO): external side of plasma membrane
Source: RefSeq, a predicted model, not a curated record
AUAGGUGGAGAAAAUCGAAAUGUCAAAAGGAAAAUGAUGUAUUCUCUGUUUGGUCGCUGCAUUUCACAGAAAAUGGCACGAUUUUGUUUUCAGCCUCUCCUAUUAUUUCUCUUAAUAGUCGUAUCAGAAUGCAGAGCUGCCUCACCAGGUACUGAGACUGUGUCUGGGCAUCAGGAAGGUGACAUAGUUCUCUCAUGUUUAAAUCCAAACGUGAUGGAUCCAAAGAGCACCUACAGAGUCCAGUGGAAAAAGUAUGUCACAAACACCAGCCGGAUGGAGGUCAUUUUUAUGUGGCCGCAGAAACGCCAAAAUGCAAAACGUAUGAAAUGGGAAGCUGAUGGAGGUGGAAAAGGGGGACUUUAUCUGUCAAAGCUACAAAAAUCAGACGAAGGACUGUACAGUUGUGAGAUCUGGCAGGGAUGGGGCAUCGUUCUGAGCAAAAACAUAUCUUUAAAAGUGAAAGACUGUAAAGCCCUUCCACCGGUGACCGCAGCACCCGGCACAUCUGUUCGGCUCAACUGCCCAUUGAACGUCACAUCAGGGCGGCAAAAUGUCUCCUGGAUGAUGCUGAAAGGAAACAAACAUGUUUCUGUCAACUCUAAAAGGUUUCAAGUCAACGGCACGUCCCUGGUUAGCCAGUCUGUGACCACUAGCGACAGCGGCUGGUACAGAUGCAGUCACAUGCUGGGGCAAACUCAGCGCUGCUUGGUCACCAAUCUGCUGGUCCAAGAAGUGAGAACUGUUUUUGUGGCUACAACAGUUCCGCUUAUUAUAACAACAGCUCAGGAAGUGACAGUCAGAGGUGUUGCAUCGACAAACAGGACUGAGAAGAGCAGUGGAGCUUUGAUUGCACUCGUGGCAUCGGUUGUUUUGGGGAUCAUCAUAAUUGCAUCGCUGAUUGGAUUAUUCAUGUACCGCAGAUCUAAGAACCAGAGUAUCACGUAUCGAGAUCACACUGCAGACUCUGUGAGUGCCUACGAGUGUGUGGAUUUCUCAGGUUCACAAGAACCUGCAAGCAUGCAACCCAACAGUUUAUACCAACGUCAGGAUGAAAGCAUGUUCACUUUCCAUUAUUAGUCAUUUCCAGACCGCCGAAGAAAAAGAAGAUGCAUUUCUUCUAAUCCAGAACAUUCUUGCAUUAUAUAUAAAUCUGUAAUAUGCAGCCUCUUGCUUCUUAUCUUGUUUGGAUCAAAAUAUCUAAUCACCUGUAUCAUUCCAGUUAAAUGGAGACGUGCUUACGAUGUAAUCUUUCAAAAAAUAUAUAUACACUACCAUUCAAAAGUUUGGGGUUACCCAGACAAUUUCAAACUCACACUUUUACUCAUGUGCCAACAUAAUCGCACAAGGCUUUUCUAAUCAUCAAUUAGCCUUCAACACCAUUAGCUAACACAAUGUAGCAUUAGAACACAGGAGUGAUGGUUGCUGGAAAUGUUCCUCUGUACUCCUAUGGAGAUAUUCCAUUAAAAAUCAGCUGUUUCCAGCUAGAAUAGUUAUUUACCACAUUAACAAUGUCUACACUGUAUUUCUGAUUUAUUUAAUGUUAUCUUCAUUGAAAAAAAUGCUUUUCUUUCAAAAAAUAAGGUCAUUUGUAAGUGACCCUAAACUUUUUAACAGUAAUGUAUAUAUAAAUUAAAGGAAGAUCUUGAAUCCUUGACCUCUAGAGUGACGAGAUCCAGUGACUAUGUUAUACUGUGGAGGGCAUUUUUCUGGCAUGGUUGGGGUCCACUUGUACCCUUAGAAGAACGACGCAUUGCUAAUCAAUAAAAACAAUCACUUUCAUCCAAAGAUGGAACAAAUCAAUCCUGAUGUGAGCAAUCAAUGCCUGCAUCCAUGGGGCACGAAAGGUCAUAAAAUCAUAAUUAAGUCAUAAUAAUCGAUGUAAAAUGCCAUGUUUUGUCCACACCGCAAAGAUUUUCAGUUCACUGUCAUAGAGGAGUAAAGAAACCAGAAAAUAUUCUAAUUUAAAAAGCAUUUUUUAUUUAAAAAAAUGACUAAAAAUUAUAUAUCAAUUGACAAUUAAUUUAAUAGUUGAUAACUAAUUGAUUAUGCAUUGCAUCUGUAACCUAGAUCAUCCCUUUUAGAUGUCUUAAGCUAAGUCUGGAGGUAUUGUACCUAUCUUGAACUGGAAUUACGACAAGUCAAAAUGUGACAUUUAAUAAUUCAGGUCUUCCUAGUUAAAAGGACAUUUCAGACAGCCACGAUAAGAUUUCUCCAAGGGCAAAUUAUAUCACUUUUAUUAUUGUUGUGUAUGGAGUUUCUCAUCACAGAUAUCAAUAAUUUAUCUGCAGAUAUCUUCAAUUUAAACUGUGAUAUCUGCACUGUAAUGCAGAGUUCCAGAGGCUUCAAGUUCCAUUAAGUCUGCUUUAGCAACACAUGGUGGCCUGACACUU